AUGGCAGGGCUGCCCGGAGCGCCGCGCAGCCCCAGCGGCUCCCCGCCAGCCUCCCUGCCCGCCCUGGAUGUCGCCUUCCUCCUCUCGCCCCUCGGGGGGCUGAUGGUCGCCCAGGUGGUGCUGGGCUUGCUGGUGUGGGCCCUCAUCGCCGACACAACCUUCUACCUCCACGCUGCCUACGGCUGGGUGAUGUUUGUCUCCAUCUUCUUCUGGGUCCUGACUCUCCUCCUCUUCAUCACUUACCUCCUGCAGCUUCAGCUCAAGUGCUAUGUCAUCCCCUGGCCCCUGGUGCUGAUGAUCUUCAACCUGGUGGCCACGGUGCUGUACCUGACAGCCUUCGUGACCAGCGCGGCCGCCGUGCAGCCAACCUCCUGGCGCCAGUGGGACUACAACCGCAGGGCUGCCGCCGCCUUCUUCGCCUGUGUGGUGAUGAUCAGCUAUGGGCUCAGCAGCUUCUUCAGCUUCCGUGCCUGGAAGGGGCUGGGCAGCAACGCGGCCAGCAGCCAAGUGAGCGACCGAGCCUGA
Messenger RNA from Dryobates pubescens (Downy woodpecker), 525 nucleotides. RefSeq names its product plasmolipin (gene PLLP). Gene Ontology annotation, cellular component: membrane. Gene Ontology annotation, molecular function: structural constituent of myelin sheath. The record is from RefSeq and is a predicted model, not a curated record. Bases 1 to 525 code for a protein of 174 amino acids. Lineage: Eukaryota; Metazoa; Chordata; Aves; Piciformes; Picidae. Gene Ontology annotation, biological process: myelination. The transcript has 4 exons.